Symbiodinium necroappetens is the source of this 322-nucleotide messenger RNA. NCBI's taxonomy places the organism in Eukaryota, Dinophyceae, Suessiales, Symbiodiniaceae. The record is from the annotation of a GenBank genome assembly.
GCCACAUGCUGCUGGACGACGGCCUGUCCACAGUGUGCGCCUUGCAGACGCUGCAGGCCGAGUGGGAGGUGGCUCAGGCGAAGACCUGCGAGGACGACGAGGUCGCCUUCGUCUUCGACACUCGCCUUGUGAAGGUCUUCACGGAAGGUGUCUUCCUCGAGUUCGUCCGUUACGACACCGAGCAGAUCGAGGUGCGGGUCGCCUUUCAAACCGGCGCCCAUGACGUGGACAACAACAAAUACCAGGCCACCUCGCUGUACGACAUGGUGCGGGUGGUCCGCCUCAUGAAGGCAAAGGUCAACAACAAUGACUAUGCUCAGGU